Messenger RNA from Echinostoma caproni, 660 nucleotides. The record is from the annotation of a GenBank genome assembly. Lineage: Eukaryota; Metazoa; Platyhelminthes; Trematoda; Plagiorchiida; Echinostomatidae.
AUGUCCUACGUUGGGGUCAUUCCGAUUGCUGGGAACGAUAUGUCGAACGGAGCGCCAGGGUACUGUUCGGCUAUAUUUUGGUCAAGUAGCUUUUUGAACGACUGUUUACUUUUAGCCUGGACUACUGUCGUUGGCAGAAAUCCCGAGGGAUUGUGCUGUCGCCUAACUAUACCGUGUCCGCGAAAAUACCAUCCACCCGUGCAAUUCCGUGCUUUCGAAGUUAAUCGAGAAUCGAUCACUACCGUUCGCAGCCUUGGCCAUGGGAGUUUCGGUGAGGUAUGGUUGGCCAAGUGGAAUGGUUCUGUUGAAGUGGCUGUUAAGAUGCGACUGGAGAACACAGAUCGUGCCCGGUUUAUUGAAGAGGCUAGACUAAUGCACACGUUCCAUCAUCCACGUAUUGUUCAACUGUUGGGCGUAUGCACGCAGCCGGAAGAUCAACCGGUCUACAUAAUCACCGAGUUGAUGCGUAAUGGAGCUUUGGUUGAUUUCCUCCGAAGAGAAGAAGGAAGACGACUAGAAUUGAAUGAUCUCAUUGAUAUGAUGGCUCAGGCAAGUAGCACAAUUUGUUUCUUCUUCAUUGUAUACACUGCUGAAAAAUUUUCCUGCUUGCACACUGCCAUUGAAUCGAUAGUACAGAGCGGAAACAAACGAUUAGAUUGA